GGCAGUAAUAUCAGUAAAAGCGUAGAUGCAGACAUAUUUUGUAGAAGAAGAAGAUUGUCAGCGUGACUUCAGGAAAAGCAAUGUUACGGACAGAUAGUUUAUUAACUUUUGUGAAUUUUAAAAAAACUACACAUUGUUUGAAGCAGCGGUUUUAUUACUGAAGUCUGUGUGUUGUUUACUUUUUUUUACCAAAUCGCUGGAGGUUGAAUUAAAGUCGUUAUUUUGCCGGUUUUCUCCUCGGGUUAGCUGUGCUAGUUAGCAUCGUUGCUAACUGUUGUGGCAGCCAGGUGACGUCAGGGAGGGUCCACGCGCACCGGCAGUUGACCGUUUUAACGUUACCGGCGCGGCUGACUGUUAAUUUUGUAGUUUAUUGUCGGUGUAGUUCAGUCGUGCUGUCCUCCUCCUGUCCUCGGGGACUUCAUGUUGAACCACCUCGCCGCUGCUCUCGCUCUGCUCCCCCGCCGCCUGCUCCCCUCCUCAGCCCGGACUGUGAUCAGAGGCUGCCGUGUCCUCGGCAGGAUGGAGCCGGCCGUGGUGCGGUGUCUCCCCGGGGAGUCCAAACUCACCAUCUCCUUCUGUCUGGACGGCAGCAACAAGCACAUGCUGCGGGACCAGGACGAGGCGCUGGGGAAAGUCCUGGCCCGGAUCUCUAACAGCAUCACAAAGAGCCAGGGGAAGGCGAAGAAGUCGAAGAAGAAACAGGGACAGCAGCCGUGCGGAGCCCCGGAGCCCGCCGUGGCGAGGCUGUUCUACGCCGGGGAGGAGGUGCCGGACACGGUGCUGAAUUCGGAAGCGUGGCGGGACGGAUCCGUGCUGCAGGUGGGAGACGUUAAAUACUCUGUGUUUAGAAAUGCUCCCACCUUCACCUCCGCUGAGCUCCCAGUGUCCCUGCUGGCCGGGUUCCCAGUCUGCCCCAAUCUGGAGAUAGAGUUUGGAAACCUCCAAGACUGCGAGUUUACGUGGUUUAAAGAAACCGCCCCAAACACAAGCCCUGAAGCUGCUGAAGAAGUUCCAGGUCAGGACGUCAGUUGGACAGAGGUAGGACGUGGCAGAGUCCACGUCCCGUCCAAUCAGGACAUCGGCUGCAGGCUCAAACUGCGCUGCACUCCAAAGGAUGGAGGACGCAGCGGUCAGGCCAAGGAGCUCGUCUCUGUGGGAGCCGUGGAGGCCGGACCCGGCGUGUGCACGUUUGACAACCGACAUGCGUACACGGUCAAAGAGGCGGAGUGGCCGACUAUGAGGGUGGUGUCAUACAACAUCCUCGCCGAUGUUUACGCCCAGACAGAACUGUCCAAGACGGUGCUUUACCCGUACUGCGCCCCCUACGCCCUGCAGCUGGACUACAGGCAGAACCUGAUCAAGAAGGAGCUGGCCGGAUACAACGCUGAUAUCAUCUGUCUGCAGGAGGUCGAUAAAGGUGUGUUUGUGGACAGUCUGACUCCAGCUCUGGAUGCCUUUGGUCUGGACGGCGUUUUCAGGAUCAAAGAGAAGCAGCAUGAGGGACUGGCCACUUUCUACCGCAGGUCAAAGUUUCAGCUGCUGAGCACUCAUGACAUCGUGCUGAGUGAGGCGUUGACCUCUGACCCCAUCCAUUCUUCACUGCUGGAGAGGGUCUCUACUAACGGCGCUCUGAAGGAGAAGAUACUGCAGAGGUCCACCGCUCUGCAGGUCAGUGUGCUGGAGGACGUGAAUAAACCAGGCAGGAAGGUCUGUGUGGCUAACACUCACCUGUACUGGCACCCGAAAGGAGGCCAUGUUCGCUUGGUCCAGAUGGGCGUGGCUCUGCAGCACCUGAGUCAUGUGAUCAGCGAGGUCGCACCUGGAGCCCCUCUGGUCUUUUGUGGUGACUUCAACUCCACCCCUAACUCAGGUGUGUUCCAGCUGCUCAGUGAGGUGCUGGUUCCUCCGCAGCAUGCAGACUGGAGCAGCUCGGGGCCGGAGGAGUCCUGCGGUAUGGAGCUGCUCUCUGGCUUCCCCCCGCUGCUGAGCGCCUACGGCCAGCCGGCUUACACAAACUACGUGGGAGGAUUUCACGGCUGCCUGGACUACAUCUUCAUUCAGCCGGACAGCAUGCAGGUGGAGCAGGUGAUUCCUCUGCCCAGCCACCAGGAGGUCACCACCUACGAGGCUCUGCCCAGCGUGGCUCACCCCUCCGACCACAUCGCCCUGAUCUCUGACCUGCGCUGGAACCCCUGACCUCUGACCUCUGACCUCUGACCUCAAACCGCCCGGACAGAUGAUCAUGAAGAACCGGGCCGUCAGUUUCUCCUCAAACACAUCAUGACUUUGGAUUUUUCGGUACUUGAACAAAGUCUGAAAGGUGUUCCUGCAGGUUUGUUUGAGAUUAGUGAAAGAUGAGAGAAACACGGACGCGCUGAGAAAAAAUCUCACACCAGAGAACUGUCUGAAAUCACGAUAUGAAAUUAAAUGUUUUUAUUGAAUUCAUAUUGUAUUAUUUAAAGUACAAUAAUUCAUUUUAAUCACUGAUAUUCAGUGUUCGGGUUUUCACUGGGUAGAGAUAAAUUGCAAAUUAAUUUUAAAUUUAAAAGUCAUCAAUUAUUUGGUACAAAAAACAGAAACGAAGUUACACCUCUGCGUCAUAUUAGGUUGAUAAUAUAUAUUUCUAAUAUGAGCUUAUUUUAGUGACAGCAUAAAUUCCUUUCUUGCCCCCAAAACAACUGUUACUUAUACUUAUUGGCCUCAAAGACGUGGUUGAUAAAAAUAUUUGAAUAAAGAUAUUUUUUAUUCCUUUUUUAUUUUAAUACAUUUAUUUUAGCCAAACAAGAUGGUCAGAGUUUCUUUGGGGUUUUUUAAAUUAAAGUUUCAGUCUCCAUCAUUAAAGUUCAUGCAUGAAUCAGAUAUUUAGCUUAUUUUUUUGUUUUUUGUCGAUUUAUUCUCUCAUGGGACAAAAUAUUCACUUGGGACACUUAAAAUCGUAUGAAAACUGAUUCCCCUCAUGAAGAAUAAAAUAGUUGUAAGUUUA
This is a messenger RNA of Plectropomus leopardus (leopard coralgrouper), 2983 nucleotides long. RefSeq names its product phosphodiesterase 12 (gene pde12). NCBI's taxonomy places the organism in Eukaryota, Metazoa, Chordata, Actinopteri, Perciformes, Serranidae. The record is from RefSeq and is a predicted model, not a curated record. Gene Ontology annotation, biological process: nuclear-transcribed mRNA catabolic process, deadenylation-dependent decay. Gene Ontology annotation, cellular component: mitochondrion. Gene Ontology annotation, molecular function: 3'-5'-RNA exonuclease activity.